Molecule: messenger RNA, 6746 nt
Organism: Closterium sp. NIES-67
Lineage: Eukaryota; Viridiplantae; Streptophyta; Zygnematophyceae; Desmidiales; Closteriaceae
Source: the annotation of a GenBank genome assembly
GCUACGGCAGUACCUCCGCCUUGCUCCACUGUCAGACGUCGUCUCGUCAAUCCAUCAGUCCUGCCGGCCGUGGUUCUGAGUCCAAUCCAGCUUAUUUUGCCUCAGAAACCGAUUGGACGUCUCAUUCCAGUCCACUAAGCGUGACUUCGCGCUCUUCCCAGUGAGUAGUAUCGCGCACCGUCGUGACGAUUAACUUACCGCGACCGGCGCGUUGGUCACCAACGGCAGGGGAAGCCGUCGACGCGUCGGACGGGCUCCGCGACUGAUGGUCUAGCUUCCGAAUUUCGUGCCUUCCGGACUCCCGUCACGACGCGAGAAAGAAAAAAGUAAAUGCACGAGCAAUCUCAGAACGCGCGGCUCCGAAAACCCGUUUUCUGUGGCGUCCAGCAAAGGUGCUCAAGAAUUUUUAGAAGAUUUUAAAGCCUUCCUUUAAGGAGCUCAGUACAGGAAAAAGUUUGCGCACAUUGCGCGGGGAUGGGGGAAGAAGACCACCGUGGGGCGGCGGAGGCGGAAGCGCUGAAGGGCUCCGCCGCCGCCCAUCCCCCCGAGGGCGUUUGCGGAUCGCAGGAUGUGCGACUCGACGUGGACGCCCAGGAUGACGACGAAAAGUCAGCUCCGACUGACGGCGAAGAAAACGGAAACCGUUUAGCGGACGGCGGGGAAAGGAAUGGGAAGAGGGGAUUGAACGAAGAGGCGACAGCGGGCGCGGCUGGCCCGAGCCGCGUUGGGAAGACGGAGGAUGGCGAGAAGGCGCACGUGGCGUGGCGGCGAUUGGUGGAGGAGGCGAUGGAGGGCGGCGAGCUGGACAACGAGAAAUUCCUGGAGAAGAUGCGGCGACGACUGGACAGAAUUUUAGGCAUCCGUUCGCAAACCACGAGAAAGUCGGAGCGAGAAUUAAAACGAAACGUCGGUGUCUCUUUCCCCGGAGUGGAGGUGUGCUUUGAGGGCGUGAGUGCAUCCGCCAAGGUGCAAGUGGGAGCACGAGGCCUGCCGACUCUGCCCAACCUGCUGACUAACCACGCUGUGGCGGUGCUGCGGGGACUGCGGAUAGUGAAGGACCAGCGCCAGCUCUUCCUCGCCCUCGAUGGCUGCUCUGGCAUCCUCAAACCCGGCAGGAUGACGCUGCUGCUGGGGCCUCCAGGCAGUGGCAAGUCAACUCUCCUGAAGAUCCUCGCAGGGAAGGCAGAGAGGGAGCUGAGUGUGAAUGGCGAGGUCACGUACAACGGGCGGCGUGGAAAGGAGAUUGUGGUGCCCCGUUCGGUGGGGUAUGUGGCGCAGACGGACAGCCACAUUGGGGAGAUGACUGUCAGGGAGACGCUUGAGUUCUCUGCGCGACUGCAGGGGCCGGGACACAGGGCAGAGCUAUUUCGGCAGCUGGAGGAGAAAGAGAGAGAGGCGGGAGUCAAGCCAAAUGACGUCAUGCAGGCCGUUAUGAAGGUGAUGGCAGAUGAGAAGCAGUGCUCAGAUGUGGUGGUGCAAUACGUCCUCAAGAUGCUGGGCUUGGACGUGUGUGCUGAUACCAUGGUGGGGGACAGCAUGCGACGGGGAGUCUCAGGAGGCCAGAAGAAGCGAGUAACAACCGCCGAAGCCCUCCUAGGAGCAAAGCAGGUCCUCCUAAUGGACGAGGUCUCCACCGGGCUCGAUUCCGCCACCACUUACCAGAUCACCCGGUGCUUAAGGAACCUCACGCACUUAGCCAAUACCACCACUCUGAUCGCGCUGCUGCAACCCGCGCCGGAAACCUUCGAGCUGUUUGAUGACGUCAUGCUGAUGUCAGAGGGGCGGAUUGUGUACCAUGGGCCGAGGGAGGAGGUGAUGGGGUUCUUCCGGGAAAUGGGGUUUGCUCCCCCUGCCCGUAAAGGAGCUGCCGAUUUCCUUCAAGAGGUCACCUCGUUAAAAGACCAGGAGCAGUACUGGCAGCAAUCCCAGCCCCAGCCGUACCGCUACGUGUCCGUCCGAGCCUUCGAGGAGGCCUUCCGAGCCUCCAGGCUCGGCAAGCAGAUCGAGGCAGAGCUCUCCAUCCCAUACCAGAAGCAUAAGGGCGAGGAUAAGGGAAGGGGGGCUCGGGGGGAGGAGGACAAGGGAGGAGGGUUUAACGGAGAGAGCAACAGAGACGAUAAGGGAGAGCAACGGAAUACGGAUGGAUCUCUUGCACUUGCGAGGAGGCGGUUUGUGCUUUCGCCCCUCGCCACGCUCGCCAUAGUGUCGGAGCGCGAGUGGCUGCUGAUGAAGCGCAACCUCUUCCUCUACAUCGUGCAGACCAUGCAGAUCCUCCCCCUCGCUAUAGUCACAAUGACGGUCUUCUGGCGUUCCCAAUUUUCUGUCAACCCGCUGGAUGGCAACUUCUACCUGGGGGCCAUAUUCUUCGGUAUAAUCACCAUGCUAUUCAGCGGCAUCAUCGAGCUCACCCUGCUCACAGCCCGCCUGCCCAUCUUCUUCCUGCAAAGGGACAAUCUCCUCUUCCCCACCUGGGCCUGGUGUGUGCCCAUGGCGCUGCUCUCGGUGCCGGUCUCUCUGUGGUCGGCUGGAGUCUGGACGGCAAUAACCUACUACGGGAUCGGAUUCGCCCCGGAAUUCUCCCGCUUCAUUGCCCAGCUUCUUCUCUUCUUUAUUACCCACAUGGCGGCCUCAUCCCUCUAUCGAGCCAUGGGAGCCAUCUUCCGCAGCACCACGCUGAUCAACACCCUCGGCAACUUCAUCCUCGUGCUGCUCUUCCUGCUCUCGGGAUUCAUCAUCACCAAAGCCGACAUUCACAGCAUGUGGAUCUGGGUGUAUUGGAUGUCGCCGCUCACCUACUGCCAGAACGCUUUCUCUGCCAACGAGUUUCUCGCGUCCAGAUGGGAUGUGCCUUCUGUCCCCCCAUCUUUGAACACUACAGUGGGCCUUCAGGUGCUGACAGCUCGCAACCUCUGGACCGAGGGCUACUGGGUGUGGGCUGGUGCUGCUGUGGGUGUCGUCUUUGCCGCGCUCUGCAACGUGGUUACCAUCCUCGCACUCAAGUACCUCAACCCGUGGCCCAAGGCCCAGCCGGUGAUCUCCCAGCACCAGCUCGACGCUCGGGAGACAGCUCUGGCCGGCACCAACCUGGACUUUGCUUCCCGCUACGCCUCCAUCCGCUUGCGCACCCUCUCCCGCACCGGCUCCACUGCCAUUGACCGCUUCCUCGCCAGCGGCCGCUUCCGCUCCUCCAAGAGCCUUGCCAGACCUUCAACCUCUGCCCGCUCGUUCAAGAAUUCUUUUUCGGGCAAGUCGGCGGUUUCCCCUCGAAGUUUCGGUGCCGUAGGGGGAGGUGAUGGGGGAGAAGUGGGAGGGGAGGAACUGGGGGGCGGUUACAGGAGCCACAGGAGAGGUGUGGGGUUUACGGGCAGCAUGAGGGGUGUGGGGUCGUCAUUUGCAGUCAGUAAGAGGCGUGUGGGAUCGUUUAUGGGCAGCACGAGGGGGGAAGGGGGGGAAAUGGGGUCCAGGAGUGUGGCAGGGGGGAAGUCUUGGAGAACGUUUAGCAUUGCUGCUGCUGCUGCUGCUGGUCUUGGUGGUGGUGCUGCUGCUGCUGCUGCUGCUGCUGCUGCUGGUGACGAGGGUAACGGAGUUACUGCAGCUACUGCCACUGGCCCCAAGGGGGGGACGCGGCAGCAGCGGAAGAAAGCAGUUUCUUUCUUGAGCGAUGGGGAUGCGAUUGAUGGUGGGGGUGUGACUGCAGCAUCUGCAGCAGUCACCACAGGUGCCAAGGAGGAGAACCAGCGGCAGAGGAAAGCGGUUUCGUUCUUGAGCAACGGGGAUGCGAGCGAUGGUGCUGCUGCUGCUGCUGGCGGUGAUAGUGCGGGGGUGGCUGCAGUUACUGCACCUACCACCGCGGGGGGCGGAGAUGUGAAGCAGCGGCAGAGGAAAGCGGUCUCGUUCUUGAGUGAUGGGGAUGCGAGUGAUGGUGGGGGGGUGACUGCAGGAUCUGCAGCAGCCGCAGCUGGCACCACAGGUGAGAAGGAGCAGAAGCAGCGGCAGAGGAAAGCGGUUUCGUUCUUGAGCGACGGGGAUGAGAACGAUGGUGCUGGGGUGACUGCAGCGACUGCAGCUGCUGCUGCCACCACCGCAGGAAACGGGGAGGAGAAGCAGCGGCAGAGGAGAGCAGUUUCGUUCUUGGGCGAUGGGGAUGCAAGCGAUGGUGCAGGGUUGACUCCACCUACCAGCACCAAAAAAGCUCGUUCAAGCAACGACAGUCUCGAAAGAGGCGCUUCUGAGCCGCCUCAAAAGCUUUCAACAAACGACAGUCUUGACAGAAAUGAUCCCGAUUACCAUCCUGAUCUUGCUGCUGCUAAUGAUGAUGAUGAUGAUUAUGAGUAUGAUGCACCCGGCGUUCCCACCCAUGGUUCAGACAUGAGUCAGCAUGGCAUGGUGCUCCCCUUUGACCCCCUCACCCUCUCCUUCCACAAUGUCAACUACUUCGUCGACAUGCCUGCCGAGCUAAAGGACAAGGCCGCGCCGCCCAGCCAGCGGCUGCAGCUGCUGCGCAAUGUGUCCGGCGUGUUUCGACCCGGAGUGCUAACCGCCCUAAUGGGGGUGUCUGGAGCGGGAAAAACCACCCUGAUGGAUGUGCUUGCAGGGCGGAAGACAGGAGGGUAUAUCGAGGGGGAUGUCCGCGUGUCGGGGUACCCAAAAGUGCAGGAGACGUUUCUGAGAGUGUCGGGGUACUGCGAGCAGGUGGAUGUGCACACGCCGCAGGUGACGGUGCACGAGUCGUUGCUCUACUCCGCGUGGCUGCGACUUCCAGAGGAGAUUGAUCGAGAUGUGAUCAUGGAAUUCGUGGAGGAGGUGAUGGAGCUGGUGGAGCUGGACGUGGUGAAGGGUGCUCUGGUGGGGACGUCCGGGCAGGACGGGCUGUCGGUGGAGCAGAGGAAGCGCCUCACCAUCGCCGUCGAGCUGGUGGCGAACCCGUCUAUCAUCUUCAUGGACGAACCCACCUCAGGUCUGGAUGCCAGAGCGGCGGCCAUAGUGAUGAGGGCAGUGCGUAACACAGUCAACACGGGCCGUACAGUGGUGUGCACCAUCCACCAGCCGUCCAUCGAUAUCUUCGAGGCCUUUGAUGAGCUGCUGCUGAUGCAGCGGGGUGGCCAGGCCAUAUAUGCAGGGUCCCUGGGGAGGCAGUCUCGCGACCUCGUUCGCUACUUCAAGUCCAUCUCAGGAGUGCCACCCAUUCAGCCCGGCGCCAACCCCGCAGCAUGGAUGCUGGAAGUCACAGCACCAGCAGCAGCAGAGAGGCUCGGGGUCGACUUUGCUGAGCUCUUCCAAGAGUCGGACCAGUUCAGGUCCAUCGAAGCUCUGAUUGAAGAGUCGAGUGCCCCUCCGGAAGGGGAGCCGGACCUCUUCUUCCCCACGCGGCACCCCACGACGCCCCUCUCCCAGUUCGUGACGCACCUGUGGAAGCGCCACCGCAUGUACUGGCGCAUGCCCGACUACAACGGCGCGCGCUUCUUCUUCUCCUUCAUCAUGGGCUUCCUCAUCGGCGCCGUCUUCUUUGGCUUCGGAGACACCCGGGAAACUCCCCAGGAGAUAGUCAAUGUAAUGGGGGCGCUGUACACCGCGGCGCUCUUUCUCGGGUGGAGCAACCUCGGGUCGAUUCAACCCAUGCUGGCCGUCGAAAGGAGUAUUUAUUACCGGGAGCAGGGGGCAGGGAUGUACGGCGCGAUCCCCUACGCGCUCGCGCAAGGGGUGAUCGAGCUCCCCUACCUGCUUGUCCAAGCUGUGGUGUACUCGUUAAUAACAUACUCGAUGAUUCGGUUCGAGUGGACAUAUGACAAGUUCCUAUGGUACCUGCUGUUCCAGUUUCUCACUCUCCUCUAUUUCACAUGUUUCGGCAUGAUGACGAGCUCCAUCACCCCGGCUGAAGGGCUCGGAAUGCUGCUUUCGGCCUUCAUCUACUCCUUCUGGAACCUUCUCUGCGGCUUCCUCCUGCCGGCGCCGAAAAUCCCCGUGUACUGGAAGUGGUUUUAUUGGAUCAACCCUGUGGCAUGGUCUCUCUACGGCCUUGCUGCUUCCCAGUUGGGAGAUGUAACGACGCUGGUGGUGAGCACACCGGGCAUGCCACCACAGACAGUAUCGCAGUUCAUUCAGUUGUUUUAUGGCUUCUCCCACGAUUGGCUCGGCUACGCCACUGCUGCUCUCUUCGGCUUCUCCCUCCUCUUCUUCUGCGUCUUCGCCUACGCUCUCCGCAACCUCAACUUUCAGUGGCGAUGAGACAGCAAUGCCGUUUCAUCUGAUUCGACUUUUGAGUCGACUUAAAAGUCACCUCGAUGAGACAGCAAUGCCGUUUCAUCUUAUUCUUUUUAGCCGGUUCAAGAGUCAGCUGAUGCACCAGCAUCUCACUGCUGCUCUCUUCGCUUCUCCCUCUUCUUCUUCUGUGUCUCCGGAGUCUCAACUUCCAAUGGAGAUGAGAUGGGGUACUUACAACUGCCACUGCGGCACCGGAGGGGAUGUGUAAAGAUGGGAUAUGUACGGAUGGGGUAUGUAUGGAUGGGAUGUGUAUUUAUGGGUGGGAUAUCCAUGGAAGGGACAUGUAAGUAUGUAUGAAUGGAUGGGUAUGUAUGGAUGGGAUAUGUAUGGAUGGGAGCUGUAUAUAAGGAAUGUGUACGGAUGGAUGAAAUGGGGGGUGUGGGUAGAUGAAAUUGAUAGUGUAUGGGAUAUGUAUACCACUGUUGCCCUGUGGUUUCCCUUUUAACCUUUAACUACUAUAAUCUAAUCUGUUUCGCUUCUGCACU